GUACGAUUUCGAGUUUUAGUUCGUGCGAGUUUGUGUUAGUCGGAUAUGUCGGUGCAUGGUGUCGUACUUUUGUGUUUAUUAUACAUGUGAUUUUUAAACGAUAAGCAAUUUACUAUGUGAACUUGUGUCUAAAACUGUGACAAUAAUGACCUUUAGGAACCCCUCCUUUGUUUGAUUACACAGAAACCCGAAAGUAUGAGAGACCUGUUGACAAUUUCGUGAUUUAGACAGCACUCUAUUUAAGAUAGAGGAGUUAUGGACGGUCAACGGGCUCUAGAGUUAAUGCCACUAUUGCAGGAGCGCUUGGUGGUGCUAACGGGAGGCCGGGACCGUCGGGGAGGACCGCUUCUGUCCUUUCCUGCAAGUCCCCGACGGGAACGGGCCAAACCAGAGGAUUACAAGAAAUUGCUUCAGUAUCUCAUGUCCAUUCCAAGUGAUGAGGCCCGAUCAUUGGGCUUCACCGUCUUGGUGGACAUGAGAGGUGCCACAUGGUCAACUGUCAAACCGAUUUUGAAAGUCCUGCAUGAACAUUUUCCUCCCGGAGUUGUUCACCAAGCGAUCAUAGUGAAGCCUGACAACUUUUGGCAGAAACAGAGGACUUCUCUUAGCUCACACAAGUACAAAUUUGAGACAAAUAUGAUAAGCGUAGAGGCCUUGCCAAAAAUAAUCGACACGUCACAACUGACUACGGACCUGGAGGGAACCCUCAGUUACGACCACGCUUCGUGGCUGGAGACCCGGCUCGCCGUUGAGGAGUUCGUUUGGCAAGCUGCCGAUCUCCUCGAUCGUCUGGACGAUCUCCAGGAGGACCUUGCCAGGAACGAUUUUGCCGAUGACGUCAGUGGUGCAAAGCACGGUAUUGAUAUCCACAACGAGAUGAAGAAGAAAAUUAUGAAAGCGCCCGUUGAGGACAUUGAUCUGUUGGGCCAAAGACUGUUACAAAGGGUUUGCGGAAGCGACACUGGUCAAGGCGGAGGCGGAGGCGAAAGGAAAGAUCCUGAUUCACCUGUGAUUGGUACAUCAGAUGCCGAUAUCAAAGCAUUGGUCCUUCAAAAUUUAGACGCGGUACAUGCCUCGCAACAACACUUAUUACAAUUGUGGCACCAUAAAAAACUAAAAUUGGAUCAGUGCUUUCAACUCAGGCUUUUCGAACAGGAUUGCGAAAAGAUGUUCGACUGGAUUUGCCACAAUCGAGACGUGUUCUUAUUAAAUUACGUCGAAAUUGGCCACUCGUAUCAAGUGGCCAAACAGUUGCAAGAAGACCAUCAGCAUUUCACCAUGAGUUCCAUGAACGUUUACGUGAACAUAAAUCGAAUACUUUCGGUGGCGAGUCGUUUGAUCGAAGGUGGUCAUUAUGCGGCUGCCCAUAUCCGUUCCGUAGCGAAUCGGUUGGACAGGACGUGGAAGGACUUCGCUGCCGGACUGGACGAAAGAACUGCCGUCCUGGCGCUAUCCGUCAUAUUCCAUCACAAGGCGGAACAAUACGUCGACAAUGUCAAGAACUGGAAUUCCGCCUGUGAUAAUAACAAUUUGCCAAACGAAAUAAUUAUGCUUGAGAAUGCCAUUCAUCAGCACCAAAAUUUAUAUGAAUCUAUGUGUCAAGCGUAUACUGAGGUGUAUAAUUCGUAUCAGUCGUUGUUAAACGGCCUGGAUGUAAUGCUGCAAGUGUGCCAUAAAUUACCAUUGUCUAUCGAUAAUUACAAGAAAAAUGGAAUUGUUUUUAACGGAGACAAAGCAAACAAUUACGAAAAUAGACCUGGUGGAAAUCCGGCUGCAGAUUACAGUGAAGGUGCUAGUCACGUCUUGGAUGUAAUCCACCAGAUUUUAAAUCAUCACCGUGCUUUAGAACAAAAAUGGCACGCAAAGAAAAUUAAAUUACACCAAAGAUUAGCACUCAGACUUUUUCAGGAAGAUGUGAAACAGGUAAAUAAUAAAUAUGUUAGAAUUUUCUUGCUUCUGGAAAUUGACGAAACACUACUCUACACGAAGAAAACUAAAUGUUUAUGA
Molecule: messenger RNA, 2007 nt
Organism: Agrilus planipennis (emerald ash borer)
Lineage: Eukaryota; Metazoa; Arthropoda; Insecta; Coleoptera; Buprestidae
Product: triple functional domain protein
Exons: 9
Coding region: 256-2007 (583 amino acids)
Biological process (GO): axon guidance
Cellular component (GO): cytoplasm
Molecular function (GO): protein binding; guanyl-nucleotide exchange factor activity
Source: RefSeq, a predicted model, not a curated record